This is a messenger RNA of Daldinia vernicosa, 1361 nucleotides long. RefSeq lists its product as uncharacterized. The record is from RefSeq and is a predicted model, not a curated record. The transcript has 2 exons. Bases 477 to 1142 code for a protein of 221 amino acids. Lineage: Eukaryota; Fungi; Ascomycota; Sordariomycetes; Xylariales; Hypoxylaceae.
GGGCGAGGUCAUUUCUCAUCAGCUACCCAUCGUCUUUGAUACUUUCAUCAUCCCCAUCCUCUUCCCAUCACUCUGGUGCUAAGGUGUGAAUCGGUAUUAUUAUGUGCGAUUGAUACUAGCAUUCAAUCAUAACUGCUUUCACUUUUUCGACGCCUGCUCGUUUGACGUCAGUCAUUCUAUCCCCUAUCUCCUAUAUUCACUCGGGGUCAUUCCCAAACGAGAGGCACACACAUCUCGAGGUUGUGUGCGUUGAUAACCACCAAUAUACAACGGAAAUCAGUACCAAAGUUGCUUUGGAUAUAGAAUAUCAUACGAGCCUUGAUAUUAAAUACUCAGCUCCGGUCAAACAUCGCCGCCGACAAGUCUCCUGGAGCUAGUACCUCAGCCGACUAGCUCGCGGAUAGAAAAUUGUCCCCUAGGGUCGAGUAAUAACCAGUCCUCUGCUGGACGGCAGACAGACAUAAACAGCAUCAGCAAUGGCUUCCCCCCACAAUUUGGAUAUGCCUCGCCCUUCAUCGCUCACGUACUACAACUGGCCGGGUACGCUGCCCAACUCCCCUAGCCCCGAAGACCCCGUAUACGAGGCCUUCUACUCCGUACCCUCAGAAAUCCUCCCUGAUCACACCGCCAUGCUCUGCCGCUCUAAUCCCUCAAAUCCCCACCCUUCUAUCUUCUCCAUCUCGGUUUACCGACGCUGGUACUACAUAAGCAUGGGCCUAACCUUCUUGGACGCGCACUGGCUCUGCACGCACCCCCCGAUGGAAGAGCACACCCCACUGUCCCAGUUCCCUCCCGCCGAGCACGCCCACAAGGACUGCACGCUGUGCAUGGGGAUGCCUGAUCUACGCGCCGCGACGUACCUCUGCGGCUUCCACUUCUGCCUGCUGGUCGGCGCGUGCCGCCCCGGCGACAUUCAGGUCCUGGCUGGCUUAAAAGUGGUCGACCCUGAUGAAGGCGGGAUGCGGUGCAGCGGGGGUCCGGCCGAGUUGCUUUCGACUUUGAGCAAAAUCAGAAACUUGUAUGUUGGCAGCACGCCUGAGUUUGGAUACACGCGCGAACAGUAUUUAGCUACUCUGGGUACUUUCGGAGCGGUAGGGCUUGGACGAAAGUUGAACCGGAUAUCUCGAGGCUGGACUGUGUAGGUGAAGGUUGGGGUUGGGGGGCCUGUCUGCGCUGCGAUGCCGCAGGGAAACCAGCGGGCGGAGAUGCAAGAUGGGCUUUCCUUUUGAUUUUGGGGUUUGGCAACAGGGGUUUACAGUUGUGAUGCGUUCUUGCUUUAAGAUUGCUUUGGGAUUGAUUAUUGGUUUACUUUCCUUUCCCUAUUGGAGUUUGCAGGGGUUGAGAUAGGAUAGGAGGAAGGG